AUGAUCAAAUCCUUCCGCCGAAGCAAGCGGCUGCUGAACCUGCUGCUGACGACGCUGCCCAAGCACCUGAUUCUGCGGGUCUCGCUGGCGUCCCACGAGGCGGCCGAUUUCGUCAACUCCUCGCCAACAAAGGUGAUCAAGGCCUUGUACGAUUACCGACCCCAGGGCCCCAAGGAGCUCCAAUUCGAAAAGGGCGACUUCUUCCAUGUUUUGGAGGCGCCGCUGGAGGUCGACCAGCACGGCUGGUACGAGGCGACGAACCCGAUGACCAACCAGCGGGGCAUGGUGCCGAAACUGUACUUUGAGGUGUUCAAUCGAACGGGCCACGCCACCCAGGCGGGUCUGACGGGCCAGGCGGGGCUGGCGGGUCUGGCGGGGCCCAACCAGCCUCCGCAACAGCCGUACCAGCUCGGCCAGGGCCUGCUCCAUAACAUCCAGCAGCAGACGAUCCAGAACCUCCAGCAAAACGGGCCGCAAACCAGGGAAAACAGAACCUUGUACGCCGUGACGCUCUACGACUUCCGUGCCGAGCGUGAGGACGAGUUGGACAUUGUGCCGGGGGAGCAUUUGGUGAUCUGCGCUCAUCACGACUACGAGUGGUUCAUUGCCAAACCCAUCAACCGCUUGGGCGGCCCGGGGCUCGUGCCAGCGUCGUACGUCAAGAUCGUCGAUAAGUACAACCCGCUGGCGCAGAUGGACGCCGGCGACGACAUGGUUUCGGUGAUUUCUCACUUCAAGAUUCCCACCGUCGAGGAGUGGAAAGAACUGACCGCCAUCUACCAGGCCAGCACCCACCCUUCAGGAAAAGCGUCCCUGGCGCCCUCGCAGCUCUCGGACUCGAGAUCCUCCUCCUCCUCGGCCUCCACCUACAUCACCGAGGCCUCGGUGGAUCUGUACCACUUGGCGACUCUGGAAGACAACAGCAGGUACCAGUACGUUGUGACGGCACGCACGCUGACGGGCAAAACGAGGCAGUUGUGCCGUUUCUACGAGGAUUUCUACAACAUGCAAGUGAAGAUCCUCGAGCAAAGAACGAUCCCGGGCUUUCCUGGACCUGUUAUCCACGUUUCCGACAACAUUUCCUCGUUGCGCCGGGAGCGUUUUGACUACUACCUCCGGAACUUGAUUGCCAUGCCGGCAAAUGUCUCUCGUUGCGAUGAAGUAUUGGCGCUUUUCGAAGUGCAAAAUAACGGCUUCGACCGCGAGUUCGUCGACCGUGACCGCUCCCUGAAACCUAUAAAUCAGCAGCUGGGCUACCAGCAGGACAGACUCUCCCAGUACCUGAACGUGCAGCCCCACCUGAGAAGCAGAAGCUCCAAUACGCCUUCGCUGGAGCUGAACAGAGCCGAAAACCGCACACUGGACCCGCGUGUGCUUGAAACGGAAAAACAGCCCAAGGUGAAGGUGAAGUUUUACUAUGAGGACGACAUUUUCGUGCUUCUCUUGCCCGCAAACCUCAGGCUUCAGGAUUUGAAGUCCAAGCUUGCCAAGAGGCUCGGGCUUGAUUCUGGCGAGGCCGACCCUUCGGGCCUUGUGUUCCUCUUCUUGAAGAAUGAGUACGACGACUUUAUGGAUACGAACCAGAUUGCGUCGGAGGUGUUGAGCGAAGAGCAGCGGGCGUUGCUUUUCCACAAGGAAAUCAGCGAGGACGCCAAGUUCCACGAGGUGCUCUACGACAAAACACGUUCCCAGCUGGCCCAGCCAGAGGAAAAUAUCAAAUCAGAUGACAAAUCAGAAAAGAUUACAGCUUCCGAAUUGGCCAGGGCGCUUUUGAAACAACACAAGGUCAAACCCACAGCUCACGUUCAAGAUGUACACAAAGCCGGCAAGCGUGUUAUGGCGAUUGAGAACCUCAUCACGCCUGAAACGCCCAAAAAGGCUGAAAAUGCUGUUACGCCGGAAAGAAGGAGGUCCAGAAGAAGAUAUAAACGCUACGAUGUCAGUGCCAAAAGAAGAGUCAUCAAUCCCCUGCUGGAGCUGGAAGACGAGCCUCCAGUAGAGUUUCCUCUGCAGGUUGUGGAAUUGGAGGAGGGAAGCGAGUCCUUGAGGGAAUUGGAUGCUCAGAUUAUUGGUGAUUUGGAGAAGCAGUUGAAGGAGAGUGGAGACAGCGAGGAUGAGUUUGUGGAGGCAGAGAGUCAGCUAGGGAGGGAGGGUGUUGAUGUCAAGGAGACUGAGGAACUCAAGGAGACUCAGAGAGAAAGAGAGGUAGAAAAGGUCCAGGAGGUUGAGGUGUCGAAGAUGGAGAUCAUGGAUGUUACUGAAGUGGCAUCCUGGAGCAUGGACCUGGAGGUUGAGGAGGUUGAGUCCAGCAAAAACUCUUCAUUUGAGAAGCCCGGCAGCGUGGAUGAAGUUGAGCCUGUUGCGGAGAAGAAGGAGCAGGCUCCAGAAACCAUCAAGAAGUCUGAAGCUACCUCUGGUCCUCAGAAGAAGCAACCUGAGAAGCCCAAAGCCAAGGAUGCGGCUGUCGAAAAGAAUCAUGAUACCCAGCAAUCCAGCGAACUGCCCAAGGUCAACAGAUCCCUACUAGAAGAACGCCUCAAAGCGGCUGCAAAAGCCCAAAACGGCCCUUCCAGCAGCCCUCAAAAGCAGACGGCCGCUGAACUGCCGAAGGUGAACAAAGAGCUCCUCAAAGAGCGUCUUGAGAAAAGCUCCAAAACGUUUGGCAGUCCCGUGGCCCAAAAGGCGCCAUCUGGCAAACUGCCCAAGGUGAACAAGGCGCUUCUCAAGGAAAGACUUCAACAAGAGGCCGGCAAGGAGAAGAAUGGAACCUUCGGAAGCCCCGAUCAGGCUCAGAAGUCUUCUAAACUGCCGAAGGUCAACAGAGAGCUACUCAAGGAGCGCCUUGAAAACAGCAAGAACGCAAAGUUCGGGAGCCCUGGUGCUAAGGAGAAUUCCAAAGAAUCACCAGUGGUGAAGAAGACUCUCUUGAACCAGAGGCUCAGGAAUCUUCGGAAACCUCGCCAACUUCGCCGAGACUCUUCAGGAAAGUGGACCACCAAGGAGGACUCUGACUCGGAUGUGAUUCUACUAGGUGAAAAAGCCGACGUUGGAUCGAGCCAGGAAACUCCCACUCAACCCUCAAAUGUCAGCAAUGACCCAAUAUCCGACGCGUCAAUGUCAGAGUCCGACCAGAUAGAUGACUCUCUCGACGACGACUACAUCGAGAAGAACGAACCCAGCUCAGCGAAGAAACCAAAAACGGCCAAAAUUUCCAAAGAUGUCGAUGACCAUGCUGCUACAGAGGUCUUUGAAACGCCAGCUCGUGUCUCUAAUAGAUAUCCCAUAGCACCAGCGCUGGCACCAGGCCGAGUUAUCUUUGGAUCUCCAUUGCUGGCUUCUUCGACUAUUCCACCUGUCAGCGGAACUUCACAUUUAUCCAGCAGGACGUCUGGAGCAGACAGCCGAGGGACUUUACCUAGUCUGGUUCGUCAAGCACAAAGUCGACCAGACAGCAGCCCUACGCUAUUUAUUUCCGCAGAUUCAUCCUCAUCGAGUCGCCCUUAUACGGCUCCAUCCGUUGCAUCUAGUCCGUACCACAGGGGUCUGAACAGAAACCGGAAGAAGCUUCUCAGUCUGCCUCAACAUCUGCCUAGCUCAAUUGGUGGUCUGAACAGGAACCGGAAAAGGCUCCUUAGUCUGCCACUGCCUGCUUCAUAUAGGCAGAUCCACUCCUCGCAAACCAAUUCAAUGGCCUCGUCACAGGGCAAGGAUAAGUUGAUGGUUCCUGAAACUAGUGUGGUGUUGCCUCCUGGUGUCGUGAUGGAAUCCCUGCUUCUGGAGAAUGACUUUGCAGUGAGAAGCUCUCAAGAAAUUACGGUUAAAAAGGAGAUCAUGUCGCCCAAGCAGCCUCCUACCUCGCAAAGGCCGGCUCCAAAACCGGUUUCAAAGAAAGUGCCACAAAGACCACCACCGCAAACGCUUCCCAAGAAAGUGGGAACUCUUCCUACAUCAGUGAAACCAGCCCUAGCGAAACAGGGACAAAACAAACGCAUCAAGUUGAACCCCAUGUAUCUGAAGCUUACGAGGCCUGAGGCUCAACCAGAAGCUCCACCUCCCAAAUCGCUAGCGCAGCAAUUGAAGGAGCGGAGGGAGCAGCUAGAGAAAUCAGCCAAGGCCCAGAGUGCAUGA
Candidozyma duobushaemuli is the source of this 4128-nucleotide messenger RNA. It is a transcript of the gene BEM1, whose product is annotated as phosphatidylinositol-3-phosphate-binding protein. Gene Ontology annotation, biological process: conjugation with cellular fusion. The transcript has 3 exons. The record is from RefSeq and is a predicted model, not a curated record. NCBI's taxonomy places the organism in Eukaryota, Fungi, Ascomycota, Pichiomycetes, Serinales, Metschnikowiaceae. Gene Ontology annotation, cellular component: mating projection tip. The coding region runs from base 1 to 4128 and encodes 1375 amino acids. Gene Ontology annotation, molecular function: protein binding; phosphatidylinositol binding.